Boeremia exigua is the source of this 1388-nucleotide messenger RNA. RefSeq lists its product as uncharacterized. Gene Ontology annotation, molecular function: protein binding. The transcript is spliced from 4 exons. NCBI's taxonomy places the organism in Eukaryota, Fungi, Ascomycota, Dothideomycetes, Pleosporales, Didymellaceae. The record is from RefSeq and is a predicted model, not a curated record. The coding region runs from base 69 to 1379 and encodes 436 amino acids.
UCGCAAUCAUAUGCUCACACUUCCCAAAGUGAGCUUUCCACCCUUAACCUCCAGCAUGCCUCUAAAUUAUGGGCAGUCUUCUGUCGCAUCCGAAACCUGAUCCGAAGUGGAUUUCAGAAGCGGAGUUCGCGAUGGAAUCCUCGUGUUUCUGCGUAAUCUGCGGGUCGCCGUUCGAUCUUCAGGGCGAAGUUCACAACUUGGACACAGCGGCGGCACGUUACAAGUGGAUGCAAAAUCAUCGCUUAAUAGGCAGCAGGCAUGAUGUUCACCACCACAACUUGGCAGGUUUGACAGAAGAGGAGUUUCACUCUGCCUGCUUUAAUGCAUCGGAUACAAGUGAUGUAUUUCUUUCUGCAAGGGCAACUUGGAACGAGAGAAAUGACCAGAUGUUCCACAUUGAUGGGCUCUAUCCAGUAACAGACACUCCCUCCACGGUUACGUUCAACGCCAUGCAACCAGUCGCUGAGCAUGAUACGAUAUUUCCUUUGCACGACGAUUGUCUACAGAUCUGCCGCCGUGCCAUUGAUUGCCUCAAGCCCUCUCUUCCGGACGCUCAAAAAGUAUCAAGCCUAUCGAUUCUGAAUACUGUCCUACAAACUCGAUAUCGAAAUAAUGUGAAAUGCACCAAAACCAAUGACAUAAUCGCAAGGAACGAUUUGUUCCAUCUUUGCGCUGCAACGGAGACAAAUGGACCUCGGAGUGUCGUGGGUCUUUCACUCCUAGAUUGGUGGGCUGGCGCAUACGAGAAAUUUUACACAGAUCCGGUGAAGGUGCCAAGUAUGACCAGCAGCGUCUUGACUUCACUUCAAGAUACUGCCGCUUCCACAGCGUGCCAAAAAUCAUACCAUCUAAACUCAUUUCCAGCGCCAAGUGCACUAGAGCGGCUACCCACCGAACUAUUGGAUCAUAUCAGCAUUCAUCUAUCGGUCUACGAAGCCCUUUCGUUACACCGGACUUCCAAGACAUUGGCAACAAAAGUGCCGUUGGACAACAACUUCUGGCGAGCAAGCAUCCUGAGCGGAAACGGGCUUCCGAUUCUUUGGGAUCUCGAUGUGAGAGAGCUCAGUAAGCGAUAUCAAGAGUCCUUCAAGGCUUCAGUGGAGGCAGAUGCGAUGUGGGACUGGAGAGGUGUUGGACAGUUGCUAGCGACGAAGCAAUUUCCCGUGAAGAGCUCGGAUCCAUGGAUCGCUGAUCUGCCAAAUGGGUUUUGGAACCGACGAAGGAUCUGGAGCAUCGUCGAACAAGCUUAUCGACACGACAUCCUCAAGACCUCAAGGAGAUUGAAUCAUGAUCAUAUGCUUGAGUUACGUAUUCGCCGUGAGCCGGUUUCUGACUGGCAGCUGGAAGAAAUCAUGGAUGAUCUUGGGCAUUACUCAUGAAUGUUCAGU